Messenger RNA from Hydractinia symbiolongicarpus, 2207 nucleotides. RefSeq lists its product as uncharacterized. Gene Ontology annotation, cellular component: membrane. The transcript has 2 exons. The coding region runs from base 579 to 1754 and encodes 391 amino acids. Gene Ontology annotation, biological process: glycosaminoglycan biosynthetic process. The record is from RefSeq and is a predicted model, not a curated record. Lineage: Eukaryota; Metazoa; Cnidaria; Hydrozoa; Anthoathecata; Hydractiniidae. Gene Ontology annotation, molecular function: UDP-galactosyltransferase activity.
CUUUAACCCAGCAGUUAGUCAAUAUUUUUCUUUUUUUGCUCUGCUGGCCAUGUUUUUUUUCUGCAUUAAUGUUUUCCUUACCUUAAUUUCUGCACAUGCAUCUUUUUGGAAAAACAUAGCACUAUGAUUGAGUGUAUUAAAUAUUUCCUACCAUCGUAUUACCCUUUUGUAUACUCAUGAAAUUUAUGAUGUCAAAAGUAAAUAUCACAAUAUAUAACAGAAAUUUAUUUGAAUGUAUAAUUUAGCUUUGUUUAAAGUUCAUAUAAAACAAGGCUAAUUUUGGCAUUUAAAGAUAAUACUCAAACUUGUUAGACCCAACAAUAGUGUGUCAAAGUGGGUCAUGUCAAUAAGAUAUAGCCCUUCCCUUUUAUUACAGUGGCCACUACACUCUUAUUCUCAGUUUUGUCAAACUGCAUUCCUGAAGAAAGGUCAAAAAACCUGGCAAACUCCUGGAAUUUACUUUGACAUGUUACUGUAUUUUAAAGUUUAUUUGCAGCGGACCGAGAUUAUGUUUUUCAGCUGUGUAUAACUGAACAUUUUUUUUAAGAUGCAUUAUUAUUACAUGGAAUGAUGCUGAUAUGACGCUUGAAAAUUCUAAAAAAGCUAUCACAUGUAAAAAAGGGACAGCUGUUAUACUUGCAGUUCAAAUUGUUUUGUUCAUUUAUUACUGCAAAUAUUUAUCAACAUGGGGACAGCAUAUUAAAUCAAUAGGUGCACCAUUACUGCUGUUUGUCAAAUACAAAAGCACAGAAAGAAACAUAAAAGAAAUUGAAGAAGAAGUUCCUUAUAUAAAAAGUAAUCCGUACUUAGCUAAUUUCAAUAUUAAACCAAAGGGAAAAAAGAAAAAUGUAACUUUAUUGGUUAUUGUAUCAACUGGACCAAGGAGAUACGAUAGAAGAGCAACUAUACGUAAAACAUGGUGGCAGCAAUGCAAACCUACAGGAAAGGUAAUACCAGAAUGUAUCUUCAUAACAGAUGAGCGUGUUAAAGGUCAGGAGUUUUAUGACAUUGUUAAAAAUGAAUCCGACACAUACCAUGAUAUGCAUUUUCAAAACUUAUCUGGUGGUGUAGAGUUUGGUAAAAGAUUUUUAUAUCAUAUGGUGUACGCAGUAACGAAUUAUAACUUCGAUUAUUACUUAAGAAUGGACGACGAUUACUACUUUUGUAUGGAAAGGUUUCUUCAUGAAAUUCCAGUCCCAAUGGAGAAAUAUUUUCACUGGGGGUGGGUACAUAAUGUUCCUGGUAUAACACGUCCAGAAGAAAGCAUGAUUUUAUUUUCAAGGGAUGUUAUAGAAUUAUUUUUAUCACAAGACCCUAACAAAAUGUUGUGUCAUCCAUUGGCAGAUCAGAUGAUAGCUGCAUGGUCAAACCAUAUAAACAUGACGUAUUUAUUUAGGCAUGAUUCCAGGUUACAUCAUCAUCCCCCGGUACGUGAUUUACCACAUAUUAAGAAUAGUAGGAAUAUUUGCGGUAGAUUCAUUGGUGUUCAUGGUGCUUAUCCCAAUGAAAUGAAAACGUUGUGGAAUAACAGAGGCAAACAGAGUAUUUAUACGACCGUGAAAUACAAUUCUCAUAUUGUUGCUAUUCAAAGACCAUUUAGGUGGCAACUGUUCGAUCAUAUUUGGCAGUAUGAACCAAAACCAUGUGUUUCAAACCCUUCUUGGAAUACUUCAAAGUUGUUUGUAACGAAAGGCUCCUAUUCAGGUCGACAAGGUGAGGACAAGGAACAUAAAAAGCCACGCCAUAGCCAGUAGCUAAACGUACAACCGAAUAAUGUUAGGAUAGAUAUAGGAAGCGAUAGAAAAAAAGCCUCCUUGGAACUGCAGAGGACUUAAUAAAGCUGUCUUAAACAUGCAGAAAACAACCCUGAUAAGAAACUCCAGUUCCAUUGACAGUUUGAAUUUUUUAAAGUUCCAAUCAAACAUUUUUUUUUGCCGACAAAAGUGGAGCAACAUCAAUAAUACACUGCACUAACAAAUUUUGUUGCUGAAAAGUGUAAUAGCACUAUGGUUUUUUAACGAACUAUGGUUUUUUAACGAACUAUGGUCUAUAAUAGCACUAUGGUUUUUUAACGAACAAAAGAGUCGAGCAGUCAGAUUUUUUCAAACUAGUUAAUUUUAUUGAGCUAUUGUUUAUUUUUAUUUGUUGUUAGAGAGAGUGUUUUAUUUGUAUAAAUCAAAAGUUAAGGUAUAUAUACACAUUUGUAU